This is a messenger RNA of Spirometra erinaceieuropaei, 750 nucleotides long. NCBI's taxonomy places the organism in Eukaryota, Metazoa, Platyhelminthes, Cestoda, Diphyllobothriidea, Diphyllobothriidae. The record is from the annotation of a GenBank genome assembly.
AUGGUUUCCUUUGAUGUCACGUCCCUUUUUACUUCUAUCCUGCAGGACCUGGCAGUCGAGACCAUCGAACUACUUCUACAAGAGGAAAACGACGAAACGGAGAAUCGCCUCGGACUCGCCCAAAUCACCCGGCUCCCGAAGUUCUGUCUCAAGACGUACUUUACGUUCGACGGAACAAUCUAUGAGCAGGUGAAAGGAACGCCAAUGGGUUCACCGAUUUCGGAACUCAUAGCCGAGGCGGUCCUACAACGGCUGGAUUCGCUGCACUUCCGACACCAGAGACCGAAGUUCUGGGCUCGGUAUGUGAAUGACACCUUCGUCGUCAUCGAACGGGUUCAGGUGCUGACGUUCAAAGAACCUCUCAACACCGUCUACCCGAAAAUUCAGUUUACGAUGGAGAAGAAGGAGGAGGAAAACAAUAAGCUGGCCUUCCUGGAUGCCCUCGUCUGCCGCAAAGAUUGUGGUAGCCUAAAAACCAAAAUGGUCAGGAAAGCAACAAAUGCGACGCAAAUACUGAACUUCAAUAGCAACCACCCGAUCAGUCACAAACGCAGUUGCGUAAGGGCGCUAUACCGGCGCUUUGAGACGCACUGCAGUGAAAUGAAAGACAGAGUUGCUGAAUUACAAUAUCUUCGACGGGUAAUGAGAGCCAAUGGCUACCCGCACAACUUUGUUAAACAGUGCAUACGCAAAGGACACCAGAGACCAAAUCCAACCGGCCCCAAAUUUUGGCGGCCCUUCCGUACGUGA